GCCGUUUUAUCGAGGUAACCGAUAAGAAUUCAGAUAAAAAUUAAAGUUUACGCUAACUCCAUCAAAGCUACUAAUUGUACUAUGUAGCACUGUGCAUUAGCGGGGAGGCGCGGUACAUGAGUACUUGCUGAGCACAAAAGCGCGGUUUUAACCCCGCGGUGGGCGUGUGACCAUAAACGAUCCCUGACCUCGAAUUCUUCAUUCUUUCAGCUAGUUAUCCAUCUUUCUUUUUUUUCUUUCCGCGUCGCAUCUCCAAGUCAAGCUCUCAACUUGCAGUUUGCAAAUCACCACAACACAACAUCCCGCAACACCCACACCAACCUUCGAAAAUAAAACAAACCCUUCAUUUUUAUUUCACCAGUUCUCUUCUAUUGAUUCAAGAUGUCUGACUACGGUGAUGAUGGUGAUGCUGGAGCACCGGAGGAGCCUAUGUACGAGGACGAAGAGCCCUUCGACGACGAGCUCGAUCCCGAAGUACCACAGGGAGAGGAUGAUGAUGUAAACCCCCGAGGCGCCGAGGAAGAAGAGAACGUAGUCCUUUCGGGCGACCCCUCCGCCGCUGCCAAUCGUACCAAAGCCACGACGAAGUCGAACAAGGACAAAAAGAUCCCCAAUGAAGAUCGAACAACGACUCCGUACAUGACAAAAUACGAGAGGGCCCGUGUCUUAGGUACUCGCGCCCUGCAGAUCAGCAUGAACGCCCCAGUCCUAGUGGACUUGGAGGGAGAAUCCGAUCCUCUGCAAAUUGCUAUAAAAGAGCUCCGCGAGAAGAAGAUCCCUCUGAUCGUGCGCCGAUAUCUGCCUGAUGGCUACUACGAGGACUGGUCAUGUGAGGAGCUUCUCCAGUGAGGGAACUAGGUACAGGACCUCAUUGGUCAUACCCUUUUACCUAGGUAGACCCCAACCAUCCUCCAAAUCGCCUUGAGCAGCCCUCUCGAUUAGAUCGUGGAUAUGAAGGCCAAGGUUAUAGGACUCAGGUCUACGCGAAAGACAGCCGGCAGAUAGUCCAGAGAUGUGUGCAUGAGCGCGGAGUUAGUGGUUGCUUUAAGGAAUAUACCAGAAUAUCCCCAUGCCUGCCGCUUUGGAAAAUUACUUUGGUAAUUAUCUUUGGCUGAUCGACUGCGCGGUAUCGAAUCAAAACUACUUUAUUUGGUAGUCAUGAGCCGCGUUUUCAUCCUCACCUCAAUUAUAGGCUUAAUGUAUACCUCGGUAUCAGCUGGGCCAGAGGAGCGGUGAGGGAUGAGCAUCUGUGAUAAUAACCGCAUGGUGCUGGUAGUUGAUUAAUACCAAUUCUGA
Molecule: messenger RNA, 1296 nt
Organism: Hypoxylon fragiforme
Lineage: Eukaryota; Fungi; Ascomycota; Sordariomycetes; Xylariales; Hypoxylaceae
Product: RNA polymerase Rpb6
Exons: 4
Coding region: 382-849 (155 amino acids)
Biological process (GO): DNA-templated transcription
Cellular component (GO): RNA polymerase II, core complex; RNA polymerase III complex; nucleus
Molecular function (GO): DNA binding; DNA-directed RNA polymerase activity
Source: RefSeq, a predicted model, not a curated record